Naegleria lovaniensis is the source of this 4434-nucleotide messenger RNA. RefSeq lists its product as uncharacterized. Gene Ontology annotation, molecular function: ATP binding; protein serine/threonine kinase activity. The record is from RefSeq and is a predicted model, not a curated record. Gene Ontology annotation, cellular component: nucleus; cytoplasm. The coding region runs from base 1 to 4434 and encodes 1477 amino acids. Gene Ontology annotation, biological process: mitotic DNA damage checkpoint signaling; protein phosphorylation. The transcript is spliced from 8 exons. NCBI's taxonomy places the organism in Eukaryota, Heterolobosea, Eutetramitea, Acrasida, Naegleriidae.
AUGAAAAAUUUUUUCGGGAACUGGUCUCCCGCUGCAGAUGAAAAUGGCCGUGAUAAUGACACGCUAGCUGUGGACACUUCAGCAACAACAUCAUCAUCAAAAAGCUCCUCUGUGAAUAACUUGAUCGCUCAUGACGCAAAGAGCAACAUGUCAUCACCCUCAUCGGAAGCAAUGACCAUGGUGGAAUUCAUGGCUGCAUCACGUGCUGAAGAUUACUUUGACAUAAACGGAAGAGCAAAUAGACAUAGAUCGAAUGCCCAUAGAUUUAACUCUCCACAAGUUGAGACAGCCAAAUCUGAAAUUUUGAAUGAUCAGCAAGAUGUUCAUGAAAAAGAGUUUGUGAAAUCGGAUGUGAUUUACAUGUUCGAAGCAGUGAAAGAAAAUGCCAAAAAGAUUUCAAUUAUGGAUGAUGAAGAAAAUAGCAAAUCAUCACUGAUUGAUACUCUCAAUCAAUGCAAAUAUUCUUUUUGUGUCUCUACAAAGAAGCAUGACGAAUUUUGUGGCCAACAUCUUUUACCCACUCUUAACGAUCAAUCAACAGUAAGGUUGAUAUUGAAAAAGGAUUAUUUGGAUACAUUGGACGUAUCCAAAAUUAAAUCUAUAUAUUCUCGAUAUGAGACAACAUUCUUUGUUUGCGACUCUUUGAUUUGGGUUGCUGGAAGUAAUGAGCAUUAUCGAUUAGGUUUGGGUCAUAACCUUCCAUUAACAGUGGUUCCAUCAAUACUUCGUCACAAUUUUAAUAACAAGGAAAUCAAAAAGAUAUGCAUUUUGCGUCAAUCAACAGUAUUUUUAACAGAAGACAACAUGGUCUACGCUUGUGGAGAAAAUUUAUAUGUAAAAGCUCCAUACGAUACAAAACCAAAAAUGCCAUAUCUUGAAAGUUCGACAUACCUUACAAGCGGUAUUGGAGAUGCUGUCAACACAGAAAAUUGCAUCUUCUUUUUGACCCUAGAAGGCACUGUUCUAGUGGCUGGUCAUCCUGAUACCACAGGUCCUUUCUUUGCAACUCUCACUGAGUCACAAAGUGCUGUCGUGUCAAGUACUCUUACCAUUAGAGUGAUUACUAGUUUAUUUGGAAAAGAAAUUGUUAAAAUUUCAUGUAGCGAUGAUAACGGAGUUACGUUAAUGUGCUUGGCAAAGGAUUACCAGACGGUAUGGUGCUUGGGAAACAAUUUAAAUGGAAUUUUUGGGAUUGGAUUUGCUAAAAAUUUUACCACUCCUAAAGAGCUCACAUAUUUCAAAGAGAAUGACAUUACUCUACAAGAUAUUUAUUGCAAAGGAGGUGAAUGCUUCUUUUUAACAACAACAGGAAGAGUUUAUCAAACGGGCGGCUCACCAGAAUUCUACAUUCCAAAACAAAUCUUGAUUGAGCAUACCAUUGUUACCAUUGAGGAAGACGGAAUUUUUAAAAGUUCUCAUGGCCGAUAUCUAUUCAGUUGUGGAAUGACCAAAGCCAUUGGAGUUUACAAAUAUUUCAAUGAUAGAUUCCAACUGCUUCAUAACGCGUUUUUACACUUUUUAGAUACACAUACUGCAUCCGAUCUCCAAGAUAUAUUCUCCAAGUCAUCCAAAGAAGUUAAAUCAGGUGAAAUAGUUGUAGUACCAAAACCUGUUCUUUUUGGAUGUCAUCACUUCUUUGACCCUUGUUCAGAACUUCCCUUCGAUCCUUUACUUGAAAAGUCCUUUUCCAAGACCACUAUUGGAGGAACAACUUUUUUUGAAGCCACAGAGAAUUUAAAAACAUCGAUGGGACUUCACAACGCAAAUUCUAAUUAUAUUCAAAUACCGAAUAGUACAAUAUCUUCUUCACUAUUUGUGAGCUUUUUAAAUAGCCAACCUAUUCACAAAUUAAUUGUAGGAGAAUUUAGCUCAUCAGAAUAUGAAUUAACAUUUUACCAGAAAGAUGCUUUUUUAAACAAUGUUGAAAAAGAUCUAAUGGCUCUCUCUGAAUUUUUUGGAAUUGAAGAAUUUAGCAAACUCAUUGCAGUCAGUCAUUUAAUUUCUCACAACUAUAACAAGGAGAUUAAUAUAAUUUCAAACUCAGAAGAGCUUUCCAAGAGAGAAAAUUAUGACAUUUACAACAGUUUAUUUGAUUUGUAUAAAUCAAUUGCUGAGCCAUCGAGCAGUAGUGACGACACGCGCACACACAUCAGAGAACAAUAUUUUUCUUCACUCAAGCCACAUUUUCUUCCAAAGCAAAUUCAAUAUGCCUUUGACUUUAAUUUAACCAUUUGGAUUAUUGAGCUAUAUUGCUAUAUAGCAGAACAGACAAAAUAUACAGAUAUGGAUGCUGUCAACACAUUCAAUGUCGUUCAAAAUAUGACGCCCAGUACCUUUGAAGAAUUCAAACAAUAUUGUUACAAUAUUCUGAAUUUACCAAUCACUCGAGAGAAUCGUAAAGAUGUCUCUCGAUUCUUAUCAAAGCAAACUGCUUUCAAUUAUGUGGCCAAAGCAGAAACUGUAUUUAUAGCCGUAGCUCUUUGUUUGGCAAUCAAAAUGCUGUCCAACAAGGAAAUUCUUUCCAAAUCAGUAUUUAAUGUGGAUUCAGAACAUCACAUUCUUCUCUCAGCAACACUUACUUCCUUUGAGGAAUCUGUGUCCAAGUUGUUCCAAAAAGAAGGUCUCUCUGGUUAUGCCUCUACUAACAAAAAAAUUAACGAAAAGCAAAUAUCAAACUUUGUGUUGAGUCACAUGUUAAACUCAGCAGUCUCUCUCAUUAGAGAUUUGAACAAACUUUCUAUCGAAAACAAAGCAUUGCUCUUGUUAAAACAUUUGGUUAUGAAUGUCUUGAGCAAUGAAGGACCAAAAUGGAAACCACCCAACAUGACCGUUUUUGGAAAUCACUACAUUUUGUUAAAGAAAGCAGGUGAAGGAGCUGAAGGUUCUGUAUUUAAAUGUUUUGACAGAACGACCAUGUCCUUUGUUGCUCUCAAACGAUACAAUGAAGUCAUGGAUCAAGAAAAAAUUAAGGAAAUUAAUAGACAUUUAGAUCUUGUCAUGAAACUUUCAGUCCACAAAAAUCUAGUGACCGUAUUGAAAAAGUUUGUCGAGAGAAAAGGUGAAAUGUUUAAUGACUAUGGCUUGAAUGUAGUGAUGAAUUAUAUUCCACAUGGAACUCUUUAUGAUCAUCUCAAUACUUACAAAAACAAUCCUUCCAUGCCUUACUAUCCCGAGUGGCUGUCAUUUGCCAUUGAUAUUGCAUCGGGAAUGGAACAACUUCAUUAUCAAAACUUUAUUUAUAGAGAUCUUAAGAGUGAGAACGUUCUUCUUGACUCUGAUAGUACUGGUUCUCUCGUUUGUAAAAUAUCUGAUUUUGGACUGUUGACACGAUGGGAUCCUAGAAUGAGUGUCAGUCGUAAAGGUACUCCACUGACCAUGGCUCCAGAGUAUAUGGACUCCAAUGUAUUAAUUGACAAAGCUUGUGACAUUUUCUCAUUGGGUUGUGUGAUUUAUGAAUUAUUGACUCUCGAGAGAGAUUUAACUAUUAAUGGUCAACGAUUCCUUUUUCAUGAGGCCAUUCGAAAUAAUCAAUCUUCAGCUCAUGCUAGAAUUUGUAAAGUACUAGAAGGUAAUGGAUUUCCACCUCUCGUUCAGAGAUUAAUUAUUUCAAUGAUUCAACGAAAAAUCUUUUUAAGACCGCAAGCACAUCAAGUGGUACGAAUUUUGGAAUCAUUUCGAGACGAUGGAUUUUUCACAUUGGAAAAACAGCUCGAGCAAUUACUUCUUGCAUUGCCAGUUGUGAGCGAUUCAUUGACUCCAACCAAAGAUCAAGAUCGAAAACGUUAUACCUUUGGAUUACUCAAUGGACGUUAUAAGAUACUUGGAAAGUUGGAUGCAGAAUCGGAUGCAUGUAUUCGAUUUUUAUGUGCUGACACAAAGAGUAAUGAUAAGGAGGUUUUAGUGUUGGUGUUUUUGCAUUUUGGAGUUUUUUGUAAUCAUUUGUCGAAAUAUCAAUUCCAUCAUCGACAUAUCAUGCAAAAAAUUGAGGAAUUUAGUGAAGACAAAAGCUUUGGUAUUGUGACCUCCUAUCUAAACGGAGGAAAUUUGCUGUCUUUUAUUAAGUCGAAAGAUAGUUCAAGUCAAGGAAAUGUAGACACGACCUCACCUCCACUAAAUGUCAUGAUGCAAUGUUGUGAUGCAAUUGUGCACAUUCAUGAACGAAAGAAGGUUCAUCUUGGAAUAUGCCCAGAGAAUAUCUUGUAUCAAUUAUCGUCUUGGAAGAAUAUUGAUGUCAUGGUGGAAGCUUUGGACAAUGUUACGGAUAUUGUUGAAUUGGAAAGAUCCUUACCAAAACAACUCCACUAUAACGUAUUUAUUCCUGAAUAUCAUGCUACCCAUUCGAAUAAGGAACUUUCUUUUGCUUCAGAUAUUUUCUGUUUGGGAGUUGUGUUUUAUCAACUUUUAACUCGAGAUUUGGUAAGUGUUUUGGAGUGA